AUGUCUUCGAAUAUGCUUUCAAGUUGGAUCGAGGGUCAUAAGCUCCAAGCACCAACCAUGCAGGAUGCGCCGGCAUUCUUUCGAAACAUCGAAGAGAAACUCGACGUUCGAAGGGCCAAUCAUUCCUUUUGGAGUGAUACCUGGAAAGAUAGGGAUGCACUGGACUUCUCCUCCAAUGACACUCUUUCUUUAGAUUUUGCCUCUGGAGGAGCCCGCUCACUACCCGACGGAAGGUAUAUCUAUCUAGAGAAAGUCGAGCAGGAAAUUGCAGGCUUCCACGGUGCUGAAUGUGGCCUCAUUCUUGGAUCAGGGUUUGAAGCCAAUGUGGCCAUUUACACAUCUAUACCACAGGCGGGCGAUAUUAUCCUCUACGAUGAAUUGGUUCACGCCAGUGUCCACGAUGGGAUGCAAAAAGGCCGUGCAGACAAGAUCUCCUUUCACCACAACAAUGUUGAGUCAUUUCGAGAGGCGUUACUGUCAGCCUUGGGCCAGCCAUUGAUACAAGAAAAGGAGCGGUCGGUGUUCGUUGCUGUAGAGUCUGUGUACAGUAUGGAAGGAGACAUAUGCCCGCUGAAAGAACUGUUCGAAGCUGCGAAGGAUGUUCUAGACAACGUCUACUUCUUUGUCGAUGAAGCACACGGUACAGGCGUCAUAGGCCCGAACGGUUCUGGACUCGUUAAUGCUCUUGGGCUUGAGAAAGAAGUCGCUGUCCGGCUGCAUACGUUUAGCAAAGUGUUAGGUGCCAAUGGAGCAAUAGUGCUCGGCAAAAAGACAAUCCGAGAUGCACUUAUUACCCUAGCUCGGCCAGUCUUCUUCUCUACUGCGCCGUCAUUUCCGUUUGUGGCUCUAAUCCGAAGCGGUUACAAGCUUUUGAUAUCUGGAGAAACGAAAACUCGCCAGGACCAUGUCCAGCAUCUCGUCAAGAUGUUCUUCAAAAAGAUCACAUCAAAUCCAGCGUACCAAAAAGCUGUCGAAAUGGGCAUCCUCUCAGUGCCUCUUACCGAAGGCUGGAACGAAUGA
This is a messenger RNA of Aspergillus piperis CBS 112811, 1020 nucleotides long. Its product is annotated as aminotransferase class I/II-fold pyridoxal phosphate-dependent enzyme. Lineage: Eukaryota; Fungi; Ascomycota; Eurotiomycetes; Eurotiales; Aspergillaceae. Gene Ontology annotation, biological process: biosynthetic process. The coding region runs from base 1 to 1020 and encodes 339 amino acids. Gene Ontology annotation, molecular function: pyridoxal phosphate binding. The record is from RefSeq and is a predicted model, not a curated record. The transcript is spliced from 4 exons.